Molecule: messenger RNA, 2745 nt
Organism: Manis pentadactyla (Chinese pangolin)
Lineage: Eukaryota; Metazoa; Chordata; Mammalia; Pholidota; Manidae
Gene: OSBPL1A
Product: oxysterol binding protein like 1A
Exons: 14
Coding region: 378-1691 (437 amino acids)
Cellular component (GO): cytosol; intracellular membrane-bounded organelle; membrane
Molecular function (GO): cholesterol binding
Source: RefSeq, a predicted model, not a curated record
CCCCGGGCCGCGCCUCCCAGCCGGGCCGGAGGGGCGGCGGGGAACAGGCCGGGCGCAUUUGUGCUGAGCUGGCCGCGGAGCGCAGGGCGGAGCGCCCAGCCGGGUCCGGUCCGGCCCAGGUGAGUAAUUUUAAGUUGGAACAGGAGCAGGAAAAAAACCAAAUUUUAUCAGAAACCCUGGAGACUCUGGCUGCUGAGCAUCAUGAAUUAGAGCAGUCUCUGGUUACAGGCUCACCAUUCCUCAGCAUCCUUAGUGAAGACGAGUUCUAUGAUGCACUGUCAGAUUCUGAGUCCGAACAUUCCCUGAGUAGAUUGGAAGCAGUGACAGCACACUCCUUUGAAGAGGAAGGACAGCGUUGGGACAGUGGUGAACACAGGAUGUCCGAAGGAAAAGAUUGUGGCGGAGGAGAUGCUCUCUCCAAUGGCAUCAAAAAACACAGAACAAGCUUGCCCUCCCCUAUGUUUUCCAGAAAUGACUUCAGUAUCUGGAGCAUCCUCAGAAAAUGUAUUGGAAUGGAACUAUCCAAGAUCACCAUGCCAGUUAUAUUUAACGAGCCUUUGAGCUUCCUACAGCGACUCACUGAAUAUAUGGAGCACACAUACCUCAUCCACAAGGCCAGUUCACUUUCUGAUUCUGUGGAAAGGAUGCAGUGCGUGGCAGCGUUUGCUGUAUCUGCCGUCGCUUCUCAGUGGGAACGAACCGGAAAGCCUUUCAACCCGCUUCUGGGAGAGACUUACGAGUUAGUUCGUGAUGACCUUGGCUUCAGACUCAUCUCUGAGCAGGUCAGCCAUCACCCACCCAUUAGCGCAUUUCAUGCUGAGGGAUUAAACAAUGAUUUCAUCUUUCAUGGCUCAAUCUAUCCCAAGCUGAAGUUCUGGGGGAAGAGUGUGGAAGCAGAACCCAAAGGAACCAUCACCUUGGAGCUCCUCGAACACAAUGAAGCAUAUACAUGGACAAAUCCUACCUGCUGUGUACAUAAUAUCAUUGUGGGUAAACUGUGGAUUGAGCAGUAUGGCAACGUGGAAAUCACAAACCACAAGACUGGAGACAAAUGCGUGUUGAAUUUUAAGCCGUGUGGCCUUUUUGGUAAGGAACUACACAAAGUUGAAGGAUACAUUCAAGAUAAAAGCAAAAAGAAGCUCUGUGCACUCUAUGGGAAGUGGACUGAGUGUCUAUACAGUGUUGACCCUGCCACGUUUGAUGCUUACAAAAAAAACGAUAAGAAAAAUAUGGACGAGAAGAAGAACAGCAAACAGAUGAGUGCCUCUGAGGAGUUGGACGAGAUGCCGAUGCCAGAUUCUGAGAGUGUACUUGUUAUCCCCGGGAGUGCCCUCCUAUGGCGAAUAGCCCCACGGCCUCCCAAUUCUGCCCAGAUGUAUAAUUUUACUAGCUUUGCAAUGGUUUUGAAUGAAAUGGACAAGGAUAUGGAGAGUGUGAUACCUAAGACAGACUGCAGGUUACGGCCUGACAUCAGAGCCAUGGAAAAUGGAGAAAUAGAUCAAGCUAGUGAAGAAAAAAAACGACUUGAGGAAAAACAAAGAGCAGCCCGCAAAAACAGGUCCAAGUCCGAAGAGGACUGGCAGACAAGGUGGUUCAAUCAAGGUCCUAAUCCUUACAACGGAGCACAGGACUGGCUUUACUCUGGCAGCUACUGGGAUAGAAACUACUUCAAUUUGCCUGACAUUUAUUAAAAAAAAAAUGCAGAAGAAUGAGGGCAUUUGGCUAAUCUACAAAUGUCUUAAACUUAUGUUUUUAAAUUCCUCUCCUUGGUUUCUACUCAUCUUUUAAAAAAAGAAAAACCUGCUCAUGAGAUAACUUGCAUUUCAUCCAACAAAAAUAGGGUGUAAGGUGGUAUUAGUGAUGAAAGUCUUAGAAAAAAUGGGUGAUUUUGCCAUCCCAACAUACUUGUUUGGAUAUUGUUUUAUAGAGGUAGGAGAAACUGCUGGGGAACAUGCUUUUUACAGCUGCUGUUGUCAUACUUACCGAGGGUUUAUGCCUAAGUGUAACUUUAGCUUUAUGGAAUUAUAUAGUAAUCCCAAAUCAGGUUAUUUUGAAUAUUUUUAUGCUGUCAUGCUUGAAUGUUUUAGAUGUAACCUUGAAAUGUUUAUAUAGUUCUCCUAUAUAAAGUUCAUGUGCUCAAAUGUAGAGAGGUUGUCAUUUUGUAAAGACUGUAUUAAAAGAUGGUUUUGUCAUACUAAUCUUAAUUUUACUGCACUUCCAAAAAGAAUCAAAUGCCUGAAUAUUUCAUGAUUUGAAAAUUCUAAACCAACCUAUAUUUUGCUUAUUUUAAUGCUCUGAAUUUACUUUAAAAUUUUUGUGAUGUCAUUAGUACUAAAAGGUGUUUGAAUUGAAAAUAUACAUAUAUAAUCUAGCAAUUCACAAAAAUGUCCUAGAAAUACAGAUUUUAAUCAACAUCAUGACAUGACAAACUUUUGAAAUGCUUCCAGUGGCAAAUGCCAGCAGAGCGGUUGAGUUGUACUCAUGUAUUAUAAAUACCAAACUAUGUAAGAGAUCAUCUUGUGCACUGCAAGUUUGCAAGGUACCUGUGUACUUAAAAUAUAUAUGGAGACCUACUGUACAGUAGCUUUGCCCCUUUAAUUGGGGCACAUUAAUCUUGUAUUUAUCCACCCGACCCCAGACUGAGAUGCUGCUCCAAGGAGUCUUAGGUAGCUGCCAGUAAAUUAUUUUAAUUGCUGUGAAGUUAACAAGUGUUAUAAUGAAACAGUGUACCUGAUGCUAAAUAAA